Molecule: messenger RNA, 3528 nt
Organism: Nerophis lumbriciformis (worm pipefish)
Lineage: Eukaryota; Metazoa; Chordata; Actinopteri; Syngnathiformes; Syngnathidae
Source: RefSeq, a predicted model, not a curated record
AUGGAUACACCUGAAAGCCCUACCAGGUCAUUGCAGUCUCCUGUGGAGGAAAAAGACCUUUUUGACAGCGAGAUACUUGAUUCACCUGAUGAUGAGGAAGAUAGGGCCAUCUCAGAAAGUGAGCUGCUCUAUGAAGAGAAUGGAGAACUGGCGGAAGAGGAUGAAGAGGAGGAUACAGUUGAGAUUGCCGGAGGAGGUCUGGCGUUACAAGCAGUGGGAGGAGAAGAGGACGAGGUUGUACCGGACUUUGUUUCUGAACCUGAGGAUGAGGAACCUGUAGAAGAAACAGGUGGAAUGGGGCAAGAGACUGAGGCAAUUCUUCUCAUGGAGGGGGAUGAUUAUGAUGAUGAUGAUGAUAAAGAUGAGGAUGAUGAAGAUGAUGGCAAUUUACAACAGGCGGGUAACCUGGAUAGAGAGGAUGAGGUAGGUGAUGUAGAUGAUCAUGUACUUGACACUCCUCAGUCCCCUGAAUCGGAGCCAGAACAAGGCAAGAACUUUCUCUCUAAGGAAAGCAAAGAGGAUUUAUCGGAAGCAAAUGGAGACUACAAAAGGGGUUCAGCAGACCUUGGUGCUGAUGUGGAUGAUGAGGAGGAGGACGAAGAGAAGGGCGUGAAAAGCAUUGAGGAAGAGGAAAACGAUAUUUUGCGUGCCGGAGUGGGGAGAGCUGCUGUAUCGAGAAAGGUUAAGGAAGACUCGCCGUCUGUUUCGAGGGAGCUGGAUGAACAUGAGCUGGAUUAUGACGAAGAGGUCCCAGAGGAGCCCAACAUCCCUACACACGAGGAUGAAGAAGAAGAGUAUGCUAAAGCUUUGGAAGAGGAGGUGAACCAAGAAACAACCGUAAAGAAAAUUGAAAAGAAGCCAAUCUUGCCCCCGUCCCCCAAAGAUGGGGAAUCUAGAAAGAAAGAUGACUCUAAACUCCGCAGAGAUUCCUUCAGAGACAAGAGAAAAGAAGAUGAUGAUGGAGAGAUUGAUGAAGGUGAAAUUGAUGACGACGAUUUGGAGGAAGGGGAGGUUAAAGAUCCUUCAGAUAGAAAGAUCAGACCUCGUCCUAUCUGCAGGUUCUUCAUAAAAGGAAAUUGUACUUGGGGUAUGAACUGUCGGUUCAUCCACCCUGGCGUCAAUGACAAAGGUAACUAUUCCCUCAUCACUAAGCCAGACCUCUUUUCACCUAAUGGAGCACAGCCUGGAGGUCCUCUCCCGCUUAUCCCCAACAACUCCUGGGCUACACCUGCAAUAGAGGAGCUCCCUCCUCCGCCACCGCCUGUAGAAUCUCCUUCAGAAAGUGCGUGGGAGAGAGGCCUCAGGCAUGCCAAAGAGAUGUUGAAAAAGGCCACCAUUCGAAAGGAACAGGAGCCAGACUUCGAGGAGAAACGUUUCAAUGUGACAAUUGGAGAAGAUGAACGAGAAUUUGACAAAGAGAACGAGUUUUUCAGGGACCGCUACCGCAUUAUCAGAGAUGAAAUGGACACGAGAGAGCCAAUAUAUGGUGAUCAAUAUGCUGAUCCAUACUAUGAGUAUGGAAUGGAGGCACUGUGGCGAGGUGGGCAGUAUGAAAACUUCCGAGUACAGCAUAUAGAAGCUCCUCUUCCUUAUCACUAUAAUGAGCGUGAAAGGGAACGGGACCCUCGGGAGAGGCACAGAGAUCGGGAACGUGAGAGAGAUCACCGCGAGAGGGAGCGUCGGCAGAGGGAACGGGAGCGAGAGAGAGAGCGGGAGAAAGAACGAAUGAGGCGGAAAGAGGAGUGGGAAAGGGACAGGAUAAAGCGAGAUGAGAAGGAAAGGCCGAAGAUGCGGCCUCCUCGAGACAUGCGCGAGAAGAAAGAUGAUAAACUCACACCACAGUCACCUUUAAUUCUGCCACCCAACCGACCAAUGGAGCCUCCCACAAAGAAAGACCUUGUACCAUUAAUGAGACAACCAGAUGAGUGGAAGGACCCAUGGCGUCGGUCAAAAUCCCCCAGGAGAAGAUCUGGACUGGGCUCCCCACCCCGAGGUCGUCGGAGAAAUCGUCGUUCGGGUUCUUCUGUUUCUCUGUCAAACUCUUCUCGGUCUUCGUCUCGCUCUUCAUCGUACACAGGCUCUGGGUCAUCACGUUCUCGCAGCCGCUCCAGCUCAUUUAGCUCCUACUCUAGCCACUCCUCCCGUCACAGUUCGUUCAGUGGGAGCCGCUCUAGGUCAAGAUCUUUUUCCACAUCUCCUUCACCAGCCCCAGCAGUACAAAGGAAUGCCAAAAAUAAGCCAGACCUUCCUCCAGUGCUUGCUAAAGGUGUGCCACUGAAGCAGGGUGCUGCACCUAUUCCACGCAGGGACAAACCUCCUAUGAAGAAAGCUCAGACUCCACCACCACCACCACCACCUAGUGGACCAAUGAACAGGCCUUUCAAACCCUUGCCAGAGGGAGGAAAGCCUCCCACCAAUCUUAGGGAGCCCGGAGGAGUAGUUAUUGGAGCCGGUGGUGAUGCUAGUGCUGGUGGAGGCGGUGUAAUGGUUAGACAGAUACCUUCCCGGGAACCCGCGAAACCUUCCAGCCAGAGGGAAGGAAGGCAGAAGGAACGGCAGCAGCAUCCUCCUCGGAGGCGGACUGUGAGUGGGAGUGUUAGUGGAAGUGGCAGUAGUUACACUGGCUCAAGCUCUAGGUCCAGAUCCUCUUCAAACUCAUUGUCACAUUCACGUUCCGGAUCCAGAAAAUCCAAGAAGUCCAGGUCUUUGAGUGUAAGCAGUGUGUCAUCAGUAUCGUCGGGUUCAUCAGGAAGCAGUUCAGUGCGUAGUGCAGACUCUGAUGACAUGUAUGCUGACCUGGCUAGCCCCGUGUCUUCAGCCAGCACUCGCUCACCUACACCAGGGCACCCCCGAAAAGAGCGAGCAGCUCCCACCAGGGAACGGCCCCCGCAGAGCAGAGAAAAGAACAGGGAGAGGCCUGUGAAGAAAGAUGAACCCGUAAGGGAAGAUCGCAGGAAGAUCAACCCAUCUAGUGGUCCACCUAGAGGAGGCAACCCCAUGCCUAGACCAGUCCCUGGAAGCAGAGGUGGUAACCCUGCACACCACCCUGCUGGGAAUAUGCCCCCACCAGGAAACUAUGGAGGUCCCAGUUCACAUAAAGACAUCAAACUCACCCUUCUCAACAAGCAGCAAGGUGAUAAGGGCAGUAGAAAGCGUUAUCUCCCCUCUGAGAAAGACCGACCUGGUUCCCCCCUUAGCAAGAGAAUGGCUAUGUCUCCUGACAGAGCUCGGGAUAGAAGGAUAUCUGGCAGACCACCACUGUCCCCUAGAAUGGAUCGACCCAGAGGGCAGGGACCUCGGCCAGUGGCCUCCCAGGGAGACAGAAAACGUCCACUGUCGCCACCUCCCAAAUCAUCUGGGAAAGGUUCCGGAGUCCAGUCUGGAAAAGUCGCCCCCUCUGCCCCUGCGCCACCCCCUGCUUCCGGUAAACCCAGCAACACACUGUCUCGGCGCGAGGAGCUACUUAAACAGUUGAAGGCUGUCGAAGAUGCUAUUGCUCGGAAAAGAGCAAAGAUCCCUGGCAAAUAA